AUGAAGAUUUUACUUGCUUUUUUCGCAAUUUUUAGCUCGGCGCUUGAAAUAAUCACCUCCACGGAAGAACACUUAGAAGACCUUUUCGCAGUGAUGGACGAGUUGAGGGAUGAUGAUCGUUUCAAAGACUCCAUCGACAAUUUUCUUGGCGGAAAUACAAUGGAAGAAUUGAAAGAGAAGAUGAUCGAGGCACAGAGCUUGGAAGCAUCAGCUCAAAAAUCAAUAGAAGUACUGAUGGAACCCGCCCAAGUUAUGGAAGCAUUCGACUCAAUGAUCGAAGACCUGGCUGAAGAUGAUCAGUUUUCAUCUCAAAGAUACGAGAAAAUUAUCCAAAGCUCCUACGACAGCGCUCUCUCGCAAAAUCUUUCAUACUUUUGCUUCUUUUUCUUUCUUGCCUUGAUUCUUGUUUAG
Molecule: messenger RNA, 411 nt
Organism: Oikopleura dioica
Lineage: Eukaryota; Metazoa; Chordata; Appendicularia; Copelata; Oikopleuridae
Source: the annotation of a GenBank genome assembly